Molecule: messenger RNA, 4208 nt
Organism: Drosophila busckii
Lineage: Eukaryota; Metazoa; Arthropoda; Insecta; Diptera; Drosophilidae
Gene: Vps15
Product: phosphoinositide 3-kinase regulatory subunit 4
Exons: 9
Coding region: 96-4148 (1350 amino acids)
Biological process (GO): protein targeting to vacuole; protein phosphorylation; macroautophagy
Cellular component (GO): phosphatidylinositol 3-kinase complex, class III, type I; phosphatidylinositol 3-kinase complex, class III, type II; late endosome
Molecular function (GO): ATP binding; protein serine/threonine kinase activity; protein binding
Source: RefSeq, a predicted model, not a curated record
UGGAAGGUCAGAUUUGUGUAUGUUCCAUUAAAAAAUAAACAAAUAAUAACAAAAAGCAUUGUUUUGUGGUCAAUUAACUUGCAAAUGCAAGCAAGAUGGGUAACCAACUGGUUGGCAUUGCACCAUCGCAGAUUUAUGCUGUGGAACACUACUUUUCUGGCCAAUUUGGCAACGAAAUUAUUUUCGAUCUAAACAUGGGCAGUACGCGAUUUUUUAAAGUUGCCAAAGCAAAAACCGACGAAGGCUUAAUAGUAGUUAAGGUGUUUGUUAAGCAUGAUCCUACAUUACCGCUGGAAGAUCACAAGGAGCGUUUGGAGAGCAUCAAGAAAACAUUAACGAUGGCUAAUGCAGUCAACUGUUUGCCAUUUCAGCGUGUGGAGCUGAUCGACAAGGCGGCGUAUAUUAUGCGCGAGUUUGUUAAACACAGUCUGUAUGAUCGGGUAUCCACACGACCAUUUUUAACUGUGCUGGAAAAAAAGUGGAUUACUUUUCAAAUUCUUUGCGCUUUAAAUCAGUGCCACAAGCAAAAGAUCUGCCAUGGCGACAUAAAGCUGGAGAACAUCCUUAUCACGUCUUGGAAUUGGAUAUUGCUAUCUGACUUUGCCAGCUUCAAGCCUACUUAUCUACCUGAAGACAAUCCUGCAGAUUAUACUUAUUUUUUUGAUACUAGCAGACGCCGGACUUGCUAUAUAGCACCCGAACGCUUUGUCAAGACUUUGUCCUCUGAAGAUGAUCCCAGCAAUGGCAAUAUGUCUGUUAUACACUCCGAUUCAAUAAUACGUGUGCCUCCAUCUUAUGCUGGUAACACUUUGUUGCCCGCGAUGGAUAUAUUCUCAGCUGGAUGUGCGCUGUUGGAACUAUGGACAGAGGGCACAGCACCUUUUGAGCUAUCGCAGUUACUUGCCUAUAGGCUCGGUGAGCGUGAGCUGGUGGAAAAGCAUUUAGCGGGCAUUGAGAAUGAACGUCUGCGUAAGCUGUUGGCUUCUAUGAUUGAUAUUAACUCGCUGAAUCGCAAAAGUGCAGAAGAUUAUUUGGACCAGGAGCGUGGCAAAUUAUUUCCAGAAUAUUUUUACUCAUUUCUGCAAUCAUAUUUACAAAUGUUUUCCUCAACGCCAAUAAUGUCGCCGGAUGAUAAAAUUCAAUGUCUACAUAAAGACAUUGGACAUUGCAUUAAGGUGCUGACCCAGGCGCAGGACAUAACACCCAGCGACGAUGAAGAUAUAGGCUUUGUGUGCGAGAAAAAAGAUCCAGUUAAAUGCGAACGACUGCCGCCAGAUCAGGAUGGGCUUAUAUUAAUUAUAUCAGUGGUCACCUCUUGCAUACGAGGUCUUAAGCAGACAAAUACCAAAAUUGCUGCACUCCAGCUGCUGCAAAAGCUGUCGAAAUAUACCACAUCGGAGACCAUACUGGACCGCAUAUUGCCCUAUAUACUGAACUUGGCACAAAAGUCUCCAGCAAAGGUGCAAGUACAGGCCAUUGAAACAUUGACUGCCUGCCUAAGCAUGGUCAAGGACAUUCCACGAAGCGAUGCUAAUGUGUUUCCCGAAUACAUACUGCCGUACAUUACGGAUUUGGCCAGUGAAUCGAGCGCCGUCAUAGUGCGUGUGGCAUUUGCACGUCAUAUUGCUGCAUUGGCCAAGAGCGCUGUUUACUUUCUUGAGGAGACGCAGCGUAAUGCACCCAAUGAAAUGCCCACGCCACGCUACGAGGCUGAGUUGAAUGCGCUGCACGAUAUUGUGCGACAGGCGGUUUUGAGUGUGCUCACCGAUUCGCAGCCUAUUGUCAAGCAGACGCUCAUGGAGUCGGGCAUUUGUGAUUUGUGCGCAUUUUUUGGCAAGGAAAAGGCUAACGAUGUCAUACUCUCCCACAUUAUGACAUUUCUCAACGAUGAGGAUAAAAAUUUGCGAGGCGCAUUUUACGAUAAUAUUGCCGGAGUUGCGGGGUAUGUGGGCUGGCAGGCAUCGGAUAUAUUGGUGCCAUUGCUUCAACAAGGCUUUACAGAUCGCGAGGAGUUUGUCAUCGCCAAGGCCAUACGUGCUGUGACUAUACUCAUAGAACUAGGACACAUUAAGAAGCCCACAGUUACGGAGAUUGUGCAUGAGUCCGCUUGCUAUUUGUGUCACCCAAAUCUGUGGGUGCGUCAUGAAAUUUGCGGCAUGAUUGCCACUACAGCGCGUAAUCUAAGCGCAAUUGAUGUGCAAUGCAAGAUUAUACCAGCUAUUGGUAGAUUUCUCAAAGCUCCACUAAUACAAGUUGAGAAACCACACAUAUUGCUGGACUGCGUACUGCCGCCCAUACCGAGACAAAUCUUUGACAGCGUGCUGCGCUAUCAGGACAUACAACAAUUUGUUUAUGCACUGGAGGAACGUGCGCGUGUUCGCUCCAAGACAAGACCCGGCGUGCAGCCACAGUAUGAGCAUUCCAGUCAGCUGCUUCGCAAUCUUUUCCGCAGACUCAACUCGGAGGGCUUAUGCGAGACCAUUGAACUACAGCUACUGGCCAUGAAACCAUUCUUAAUAUCACUGAAGCAUAAGGCGCAGCUGGAACUGGAUGAUGCUUGCUCGGCCAAUGGACGUAUUGUGGUCAGUCGCAAGCAUGUGGCCUGCCACGAAUAUCCGCUGGCGGAUAAGGCGCCAAAGCUAAUAAUGGAUAAUAGAUCCAAUGAGCCGGCUGUGUUGGCUUCACCGGCUACAGAGGCGGUUGCCACACCACAUAUGGGGGGAGCUUUAGUUGUUGGGUCUGGUGGCAGUCCUGCAUCUGGUGCAAUAGUGAUGGGUGCGCCCGCAACUACAGUUAGCGCUGCCACUUCCUUGGGUGAAUACACCAUGCCGGAUCGUAAUUAUUUACUGGAGCGUUCUUCGGAGUGUUGCAAGGACUUGGAAUCGCUAACGCAAAAGAUUAAGCGUAGCUAUAGAGUGUUGAGCCUUUCACAACGUUGCAAUUAUGACAAGCUGCAGACGCCAUAUCCUGCUAACUGGCAAAUGGGUGGUACUCUGGUAGCCCAUCUGCAUGAGCAUUCCGAAUCUGUUAUAAAACUGGCACCGCUACGUCCCGACGGUUCUUUAUUUGCCAGUGGUAGUAUCGAUGGCACUGUUAGAUUAUGGGACUGCAGCAAGCUCAACGGUAAUCAUGGCAUUAACAAAUCACGCCAGGUCUAUUCUGCCAAAACUCCAAUUUAUGCCUUGGCAGCUUAUGAUGCGGGUCAAUCGCUGGCAGUAGGCGGCAAAGAUGGCAGCUUACUCAUAAUGCGCAUUGAUCGCAAUUCUACCAAGAUGACGCUGCAGCAAGCACUUGACCAGAAUGAAUAUGAUGAUGGACCUGUUGUGGAUAUGCAUGCCUAUGAUCAAGCGCCGCAUAGCGUCAUAAUAUAUGCAACCCUUUAUGGCGGCAUUAUUGCCUGGGAUACACGCAUGCAGCAUAGCGCUUGGCGUCUACAAAACGAGCUACGUCAUGGUGUUAUUACUACAAUUUGUGCGGAUCCUACGGGCUCUUGGCUGGCAACGGGUACCAGCGGUGGCAAACACAUAUGCUGGGACUUACGCUUUCGAUUACCCAUUACAGAGAUUAAGCAUCCGGCUGACUCAUGGAUAAGAAAGGUCGCCUGUCAUCCCACCGAACCAUCAUAUUUGAUCUCAGCAUCACAAUCAAAUAAUGAGGUAUCGAUCUGGAACAUUGAGACGGGACAGCGACAGACCGUGCUUUGGGCUAGCUCUGCUCCAGUUUUAACCAAUACCAGUCUUAAUGAUCCUGCUACAAAUUGUGGCAUUUUGAGUGGCGUUGUUGAUGGUUCAGCUUUUAUUCUGACGGGCAGUUCGGAUCAGCGUAUUAGAUACUGGGACAUUGGAGCACCAAAGAACUCUUCGCUUAAAGUGCCAGCAGCAAACGAUAAUCUAGCCAAUGUAUCAUUCAACUACAGCGCACGCCUUAUCGAUGGCAGCCAGGUAAUUGACGAGCAAAUCAUUCCCAAGAGCAAUGCCGUUGAUUCACAGCAAAUGCGCUCAUCAACGGAAGAUCCGCCCAGAUCUGGACCCGACAUGCCCAGAGCGAGCCAUCAUGAUGCCAUUACCGAUUUACUCAUGUGCAAGGAUAAAGGGCAAAUAUAUAUAGCAUCAGCAUCGCGAGACGGUGUCAUCAAGUUGUGGAAGUAGUGUGUAAUUUUAAUUAUGUAAACUGUGAUUAGCCCAAUUAAACUACUUUAUUGAAAAACA